AUGAGUGGAAGAGGUAAGGGUGGCAAAUCAAGGGCUAAAGCGAAGACGAGGUCUGCGCGGGCAGGUCUUCAGUUCCCCGUUGGAAGAGUGCAUCGUUUGCUACGUCGCGGGAACUACGCGGAGCGUGUGGGUGCUGGAGCGCCGGUUUACUUGGCUGCUGUGCUCGAAUAUCUUGCUGCUGAGGUGCUGGAACUGGCGGGUAAUGCUGCGCGCGAUAACAAGAAGACACGUAUCAUUCCUCGUCAUUUGCAGUUGGCUAUUCGCAAUGAUGAAGAGCUCAAUAAGCUAUUGGGCGGUGUGACCAUCGCUCAGGGUGGUGUGCUUCCCAACAUUCAGGCUGUGCUUCUUCCCAAGAAGACGGAGAAACCAGUGGGCAGUAAGGAGUAG
Messenger RNA from Hydatigera taeniaeformis, 387 nucleotides. Lineage: Eukaryota; Metazoa; Platyhelminthes; Cestoda; Cyclophyllidea; Taeniidae. The record is from the annotation of a GenBank genome assembly.